AUGGCGAAAAAGUUUGGAUUAGGUUCUUUAUCUUUAGAAACUAAAAAACCUAACACAACAGCGUGGAUAAAUAAAACGAAACCUUACUUUGUGGAUCAAAUAGGGGAUACUUUUCAAGGUGAUUUAGAUAUGAACAAUUUCAAAGUAACUAAUUUAAAAUCUUCAGAAAAUGAUAAUGACGCUGUUCACAAGAAAUAUUUAUGGGACCAAAUAAAUUCAAUUGAAAUGAUAAGAUUGCAAAACAAAAAAUUAGACAUUCAACAAUUAAUAGAUAACAUUCCAGGGGAAAAUGAAGAUACGUUUCAACAGGAAUUAAAUGCUCUGGAAACUAAACUUAACAGUGAAUUACAAAAAGAAAUAUUAAACAACAAAUACAAAACAUAG
Molecule: messenger RNA, 384 nt
Organism: Lottia gigantea (owl limpet)
Lineage: Eukaryota; Metazoa; Mollusca; Gastropoda; Lottiidae
Exons: 2
Coding region: 1-384 (127 amino acids)
Source: RefSeq, a predicted model, not a curated record